UGUGGCUGCUAUAAGCAGUGAGAAGUCGCAAGGAGGUGCAGAAUGGCUGAUGCAGGUGCAGAAGGAGCAUCUUCUUCCACGGUAGGCCAAAUUGACGUUUUCUGGCACGAAGGGAUGCUGAAGCAUGACACGGGCAAUGGCGUGUUUGACACGGGGAUGGAUCCAGGCUUCUUAGAGGUGUUGGAGAAGCACCCUGAAAACUCAGACAGAGUGAAAAACCUAGUGUCUAUUCUCAAAAGGGGUCCUAUCUCCCCUUACAUUUCUUGGCACCUUGGUACACCUGCAAAAAUCCCUGAGCUUUUUUCUUUUCACACUCCUGAAUACAUAAAUGAACUGGUAGAAGUUGAUAAAGAAGGGGGGAAGCAGCUUUGUGGUGGGACAUUUUUGAACCCUGGAUCAUGGGAUGCUGCACUUCUUGCUGCUGGGACUACACUAUCUGCGAUGAAGCAUUUACUGAAUGGGGAUGGAAAAGUUUCCUAUGCAUUGGUUAGGCCCCCUGGUCACCAUGCUCAGCCUUCUCAGGCCGAUGGCUACUGUUUCCUUAACAAUGCAGGUCUAGCUGUGCAAUUGGCUUUAGAUUCCGGCUGCAAGAAGGUUGCGGUCAUAGAUAUUGAUGUGCAUUAUGGAAAUGGAACGGCAGAGGGGUUUUAUCGAUCUAAUAAGGUUCUUACCAUCUCUCUUCAUAUGAACCAUGGAUCAUGGGGUCCAUCUCAUCCGCAAAGUGGCUCUGUUGAUGAGCUAGGUGAAGGAGAAGGUUAUGGCUUUAACUUGAACAUACCUCUACCAAAUGGAACUGGGGACAAGGGAUAUGUACAUGCCUUCAAUGAGUUGGUUGUUCCAUCCAUCCAAAAGUUUGGGCCUGAUAUGAUAGUUUUGGUUCUUGGACAAGACUCUAAUGCAUUUGAUCCCAAUGGAAGGCAAUGCUUAACAAUGGAGGGUUAUAGAGAAAUAGGGCGAAUUGUCCAUCUUCUUGCGAAAAGGCACAGUGCAGGACGCCUUCUAAUUGUCCAGGAAGGUGGAUAUCAUGUCACAUAUUCUGCAUAUUGUUUACAUGCAACACUUGAGGGGGUUCUCAACCUACCAAUGCCUCUACUAGCGGAUCCUAUUGCUUUUUACCUAGACGACGAGACAUUUUCUGUCCAAGUUAUAGAAGCCAUUAAGAAUUAUCAAAAAGAUAAAGUGCGCUAGUGGAGAAACUCACUAGACACUUCCUCUCUGUGCGUGUGAAAUAAAUGUUGAUACUUUUCAAGAAGGGUUAAUAUUUAUCGUGUAACUAUUGAGGGAUUUUCAAGGUUAUUUUAAAUAAAUUUAAUCUUGUCCAGUUGAUCUUUUGAUUAA
Messenger RNA from Glycine soja, 1338 nucleotides. RefSeq names its product histone deacetylase 8. The coding region runs from base 43 to 1188 and encodes 381 amino acids. NCBI's taxonomy places the organism in Eukaryota, Viridiplantae, Streptophyta, Magnoliopsida, Fabales, Fabaceae. The transcript has 3 exons. The record is from RefSeq and is a predicted model, not a curated record.